Molecule: messenger RNA, 5702 nt
Organism: Pseudoliparis swirei
Lineage: Eukaryota; Metazoa; Chordata; Actinopteri; Perciformes; Liparidae
Gene: arhgef2a
Product: Rho guanine nucleotide exchange factor (GEF) 1a
Exons: 23
Coding region: 590-3331 (913 amino acids)
Biological process (GO): cell morphogenesis; actin filament organization; regulation of Rho protein signal transduction
Cellular component (GO): cytoskeleton; ruffle membrane
Molecular function (GO): guanyl-nucleotide exchange factor activity; microtubule binding
Source: RefSeq, a predicted model, not a curated record
AAACAACAGACCACUCACCUGUCAGGUCCUAAUGAGUAAACAACAGACUACUCACCUGUCAGGUCCUAACGAGUAAACAACAGACCAGGUCCCACUGUUUUGUAAGUAACAUUCUCACCUACCAACUACUGGAGCUGACCACUUUGAGCUGAGUGUGUUCCUCAUGUUACAUCACACUAACUCCUGACGCUGCAGACAUACGAUAUCUUUACUGUUGAACUUUAACUUUUCUUUUCCGUGUAUGAAAAGCUGCCGUUAAAAAUUAGCAUUUUGUAAAUGGUUUCAUAUUGGGAUGUAGCAAAGUGCAGAUACUCGUCUAUCCUCAGCAUUCACACACAGCUGAACACUGUGUGUGUGUGUGUGUGUGUGUGUGUGUGUGUGCAUGUGUGCGUGUGUGUGCGCGCGUGCGUGUGUGUGUGAGGGGGCGGUGGUGAUUCAGAAGUCAGAUUUCUCACAGGAACAGUCACUUCAGUAGAAGCAGAAGCACAUUGCAGUUGGCCGGCGAAGGAAGAUUGUGUUUUUAUUUCUCUUUGGUAUCCGAAAAGUAUACAACCGCCGAUAUUGGAUAUUUUAUUUUCACCUCGUCACAAUGUCCAGAGUUGCCAAUCUGUCGAAGCUGCGCCAAGAGAGGAUGAGGGACAUCAACCUGCGGAAUAAAGAGAGAGAGCGCAUGAGGGAGCGAGAGAAGGCGGCGAGGGAGAGGGAGGCCCAUUAUAGCAAUGGUCAUCUGUUCACGUCAUUGACGGUUUCAGCCACCACGCUCUGCUCAGCAUGCAACAAGAGCAUCACGGCCAAGGAGGCGCUCAGCUGCCCCACUUGUAAUGUCACUAUCCACAACCGCUGUCGAGACACUUUGCCAAACUGCACCAAAAUGAAACAGAGGCAGCAGAAGAUGGCCCAAGUAAGGAAUAACUCAGCCGUACAUAAUGUCACGCUGCGUACGAAAACUCCAGGAAUGCGCGAGCGUCCCAGUUCAGCCACUUACCCGUCUGACAGCUUCCGGCAGACACUGUUGGGAUCCCGCCGCGGACGCUCAAACCUUUCCCUGUCCAAGAGCGUCUCCACCAACAACAUUGCAGGGAACCUGACUGACAACUCCCCCCUCGGGCUGCGUCGGAUCCUUUCCCAGUCGACAGACUCGCUCAGCUUCAGGACCAGAGCUAUGUCAGUGGAGUCUCUCAAUGAUGACGGAGAAUUCUACUACAAUGCACUGCUGGAGGAUCUGGAGCUGGAGAGCCAGGACUUUAAGGCUGACUCAUGGAGCAUGGCGGUGGAGAGCAGCUACCUGCAGACACACCGCAAAAACGUCAUCAAGAGGCAGGAUGUCAUCUAUGAGCUGAUUCAGACAGAGCUGCACCACAUGCGAACGCUGCAUAUAAUGGAGAGGGUGUUCCGGCAAGGCAUGCUGGAGGAGCUUCAGCUGGACCUGUGCACCGUGUAUGCCAUGUUCCCCUGCCUGGACCAGCUGACCAGGAUACACUCCCAUUUCCUGGAAAAGCUUCUCCUGCGGCGCAACAGCAGUCUGCAGUCCGGGUCCAGCCGCAACUUCACCAUUCACCAGCUGGGGGACAUGCUACUGGAGCAGUUCUCAGGCCAGUGUGCAGACGAGAUGCGAAAGACCUACGCUGAGUUCUGCAGCCGCCACUUGAAGGCUGUCAAAUUGUACAAGGAACUGCUGGCCAGAGACAAGAAGUUCCAGUGCUUCAUACGGCGGUUGAGUCGCGGACCCCUGCUACGUUGCCAUGGUGUUCAGGAGUGCAUCUUGUUGGUGACUCAGCGAAUCUCCAAAUAUCCUGUCCUUGUUCAGCGCAUUUUGGACAAUACCAGCGAUGAUGAUGAAGAAGAAGCCUCCUCUUUGGCCCAGGCUCUCUCCAUGGUCAGAGAACUUCUUAGUUCAAUAGACCAACAGAUGGAAGACCUGGAGAGAGCACAGCGUCUGCAAGAGAUCCAGACCAAACUGGACCCCCGGGCUGAGGCCAAGGUGAGAUAUGGUGGCCUGUUCAAGCCUGGAGAGCUGUACCGCCGGAGACUGGUCCAUGAUGGGACCCUCUUCUGGAAAACCCCAGGAUCCCGACUCAAAGAUACACAGGUCUUAUUGAUGACAGACAUCCUGGUGUUUCUGCAGGAGAAAGACCAGAGAUACAUCUUUCCAUGUGUGGACAAGUCCCCAAUACUUUCCCUUCAGAACCUGAUCGUGAGGGAUAUAGCCAAUCAGGAACGAGGCAUGUUCCUCAUCAGUGACUCCUCUCCUCCGGAGAUGUAUGAGUUCCAUGCUGCCUCCAAGGAGGACAAGAACAUCUGGAUACGCCACAUCCAGAGCACCGUCAGCAAGUGCCCUUCACGCGAGGAGUUCCCCCUCAUAGAGACUGAGCACAAGGCCCAUCUUAGGAGACUCAAAGCGGAGCUCCACCAGAAGGACCGUGAGAUGCUGGAGCUCCUGCAGGAGCGGGUCACUCUGUUCUGUGAGCUGGUGGAAGUGACCAGCGGGCAGGAGGCGCUGCAGCCGGCCAUCACGCGCUACCUGUUCAGGGCCGACACGCCUCAGGCCCCCCGAGCAGAGAAGCUGCUCCUGGACGCCACAGCGGAGGUUGACAGGUUGAGUGAGCUCCUCCUCGGCUCCAGAGUGGACAUCCCUCUACCGAGCCAUCACAACCACAUGGAGGCGGUAGAACCCAGUGAGUCACUGAGACUCCCACAGGCAGCGUCACUCAGCAUCACCGUGGCAACAUGUGAUCAGGAUCUGUUGAUCAAUGGAGCCCGUGAUGUGUUGACAUCGAAGGAUUUCAUGAGGAGUCACGAGAAGUCACUGCCUUCACAGAUCUAUCAGCGGCUGGUGAACGUCAGUGUUUACCUCCACGCCCUCCAGGGCGCUGUCAUCAAACAAGACUCCAUCCUGGAGCUGCUGCUGCUGCAGCCUCAGGACAAAGGAGCCGCGUGGCGCCCCCUGUGGCAGCGGGAGGCCAAUGCAGGGUCGAGCCUCGGGGAGCUGGUUCUCCUGCAGAGACAGCACAGCCUGCUGCAGGAGGAGCUGCUGAGGCUCAGGGACGCCGAGAGCAGGUUCAAGGACAGCGAGAGGGCCCGGGCCAAGCUGGAGAGGCACCUGAAGGUAUCGCAGCAGCUCGCGGAGCCGGCCGCUCACCCUGCUGCUCUGCAACCAGGAAGGGAGGCCCGUACCGGAGCGGACCCCCUGUGGGCCAGCCAGGAGCCGGCCCACCAAUCAGACGGCCUCCAGGACAGCAGUGAUUUGGAGGUAGACAUGACGUCAGAUGAUGACGAUGGGACGGCGUCUGAAAGCUCCAAGGACCUUCAAGAUAUUCCCGAGGAGAUCUGAUGCUCGCCAUGUGUCACAGUGCUAACGAGCUCCUCGCAGUAGUGGACUAUGAUAGAAAAUGUCUCUUAUUUUAAUUUCCUGCUUUGCUUUACGCUAGAUGGUUUGUGACGCUGGGUUGUUUUUAAAAAUGUUCAGUUAUGCUUUGAAAUUGUUUGAUUCAUUCCCAGCACUGGCAUUGUUUUCAUGAGCAUUUUUAAUCUUCAAACAUGUUUAUGUUGUGGAAAAAUAACUGAAAUAAAAUGAAUGUCGAACAGGGUUCAUGCUACACAAAGAAAAAACUACGUUCAUGUUCAAUGGUCAGGUUCUUGUGACGGGGUGAGGCUCAGGUGCAGAGAGACAGGCUGGACGCAAUAUAAAUAACAAAAAAAGCAAAACAGUUUACAAAAAAACAAGGUCCAAAAGGGGCAGGCAGAGAAUCCAGGUUCGGGGCAGGCAGGGUCAACAGGCAGAACCAGGAACACGGCCAGGACGACGGGAACAGGACACGGAAUUAGAGACGACAAUCCAACCACAGACAAGCCAAAGACUGACACAAUAUAUAGGGGGGGGAAACAGGUGUACGACAUCAGACACUAACGAGACAAGAGUGGCUGAGGGCAGGUGCAGGGAAUUAAACAAUUAAGACAGAGAAGACACAGAGGAGACACGGAACAUAGGAGACACGGAACACAGGAGAAACAGAACAGGGUGUUACAAAUGCUGCCAGGCAACAAUACAUAACCAUUAUAAAUACAUAACCACAAACAUGCAAUACAUCUUCCCUGCAAUAACUGCUACUUUUACAAUGUGUAUCUUAUGAUGGUUUGUCUUUGUCAGAUCUUAAAGUACAAGUUGUUUUUUAUUUCUAUAAAUAAGGUCCGAGUCACUCGUGGAACUUGUUAGCAUGCGGAGGUGUUGCGUCACCGCGGCCUGAUUACAGCUCAUCGUGUCACAAUGUGGAGGAAAUAGAAACACAUCAUGUUUCACCGCCUCCCUCCAAAGAUGAGCGGCUGGAAGCUGCUCUGAUCCAUAUGUUCAUAAUCACUAUGAAGUGAUAGGCCCAAACAGGUGAUGAUGAGUCACCAGCGGACACUGGAGCUCUUCGUAGUUCCUCAGUUACGUCGCCGGUCAUUUCAGUCGCGUUUUUAAACAGAACGAAAAUGCCAUCAAACCGUUCAUUUAGUUUAGUAAAACAUUAUGAGUUGGCUCAAAAUGAUUGCGCGAUUAAAGUUACGGAUGUAAAUACAUUUUAAAAAGUCAAACGUUUACGUUUGGUUUUGCACAGGGGCCCAAAGUGUCCCCGUGUGGACUAGAAUGUUCCCAUAGAAAUGUGUAAUUCAAAAUGAAUGUAUUGAUAAUUCAGCAGCUGUAUAAUUAAGGGCAACAUUAAAAUGAUGUAAUUCUAAGCUAACAGAAAAAAGACUUCAUAGCCAGGAAGCUGUACUUCUGUAAAUCAAGUCCUCUGAUGACUACACCAUCCCCUCCAAGAAGUCCUCCUGACUAAUGAUGGUGUAAAGCAGUCGCUUAUGAUUCAUCUAUGAUUCUGCUGUAUGAUCUGCUAACUUUAAGCUUCCUCCCUAAAAUGUUUCACACCUGAUGUCUAGAGAAUUCACUUUAAUAACUCUGUGUGGAUUAUAACUGCUGUGGGUUGAGGUUUACCAGAGUCCACUUUAAUACUGUCAGAGGCGGAUUCAUAUUUUAAAUGCAUUUAUAUGAAAAAAUGUAGAAUAACAAUGGAUUCAUAAGUCCAGCAUUUCACAAACUUUAACUCUUUAAUGUCUGCAUAGAUGUCAGUCCUAAAACCUGGACAGAUGGAUUAUGUAUUUACAAACAUAGCAAAUGAGAACUUUACAUUUAAUGAUUUAAAAUAGUCUGCUUGGCUUGGUUGUUUUGCAUGUUUUCCAACCUAAAUUUUCUUUUCUUAUUAAAUAGCUCUAAAAAAAAGAUAGCUUUUAGCUUUACUGUAUCUUUAUUCUGAAGAGUUUUGAUUGGCUGUUAGAACUAGCUGAUAGCAGUCUGCUAACACAAAGAAUGAAAAACAGGUCAAAUCAACUCUGUAAAGCUUUCCAGUGGAUUUUAUAUGUGAACGUGGUUUGAUCAACAUUCUGAGUUUUGAAUUGUUUCUGUGGCUGCAAAAUGAUUGUGAACUUAUAGCGAAUGUUGUGACUUUUCUGCCACAUGUAUUUCAGGCGUCAGUCUCUCUUAGACGUGAGAACAAUAUUAGAUGUCAGAUACUGUUCAAAGCCGACAAUGUAAUGGAUUAUGACAUCAUCGGAUGCUUUAUUUGAUGGUGAAACCUUAAACAAGGGCUGCGCUUACUUUUGCACCACAACCUUUUGUCUUUCAUGUGUUACCACAUGAACACAAUAAAAUCAUGUCAUACAAAAUGUAA